Messenger RNA from Rosa chinensis, 138 nucleotides. RefSeq lists its product as uncharacterized. Lineage: Eukaryota; Viridiplantae; Streptophyta; Magnoliopsida; Rosales; Rosaceae. The record is from RefSeq and is a predicted model, not a curated record.
AUGGUGGUAAUCACCACACAACCUAACACAAGAAUUGUAGGGCUUUACCCCGAAGGGAGCCCUUCCAGAAAUUCUCGGGGCACUGGGCUGAACCCAGGCCCAGGAGGGGGUUUGGAAAUAGUUUUCAACCAGCAAUAG